Lasiodiplodia theobromae is the source of this 1191-nucleotide messenger RNA. RefSeq names its product Mitochondrial distribution and morphology protein 10. The record is from RefSeq and is a predicted model, not a curated record. Gene Ontology annotation, biological process: phospholipid transport; protein insertion into mitochondrial outer membrane; establishment of mitochondrion localization. The transcript has 3 exons. The coding region runs from base 1 to 1191 and encodes 396 amino acids. Lineage: Eukaryota; Fungi; Ascomycota; Dothideomycetes; Botryosphaeriales; Botryosphaeriaceae. Gene Ontology annotation, cellular component: ERMES complex; SAM complex.
AUGCUGGGGUUUAUGGACUACGUGCAGAAUGCCUUCUAUGAAGCCACCCACUGGAAUCAUGAUAAUUCGUACUCACACCUGACAGCAACAGCUCAAGCGCUGCUUGACUUCCAGACUCCACGCGGGCUGCGCCUGAACCUUUCGUCGCUGUCGUCGCCAAAUCUUGCAACGUCCUACUCGCUCGGCACCGUUGGGGUCGUGGACGGUUCCUUGUCCUACCUGUACUCGUCGCUGGCGCUGGAUGUCAAGUCACGGAGCAGCGAGAUUGACUUGCACAAUGUCGUACGGGGCUACAGGCACCUUAAAGAACUGCGGCGGCCUGACGAGCCUUGGUGGUGGGAGUUAUGGCACAGAGGCAAGCGCAUUGAUCGCAGAGCGACUGUGCUCUAUGGUCGGCUUUUCCUGCCCACAAACUCGUUAGAGGCGCUGUACCUGCGUCGAGUCUCGCCCACGCGGCAAGUGCGGAUAGCUGCGGUCAGCGACUCGAACAUGAAUAAUGGCGGCACCAUCCUCGGAGUCGUGCAGAACGACCACGGCAAGUAUAGCACCGAGUAUCUUUACAGCACGGACAGCGCGCUCUUGGGCGUUCGGGGGCUUUACAACUUUGGGCCCGACCCCAGGACGCCAGCCGGCGGCAACGGCGACGACGAGGCAAAAUCCCCCAGCGCCGAACGGGUCAGCGGCAUGUUCAGUGCGGGCGCGGAGCUAUACUACGGCCUUCUGAACAAGAGCGGUGGCAUGAGCACUGGCCUGAGGUUUACCACCCUACCCCAGCAUACGGGAUUUCCCUACACAAUGACCCUUACGCUCAACCCCCUGAUGGGCAACCUGUCGUCUACGUACGCCGUCAAGGCCGGCCACAACGUCGCGCUGUGCUCGCGCUUCGACUUCAACUUCUACUCGUACGAAAGCGACCUGCAGCUGGGGUGCGAGCUGUGGCAGCGACGGCGCGACGCAGACGCGGAGUGGGCGGUCAAGAUGCUCCGGCCAGGCUGGGCGCAGCGCACCCCGUCCCCGGACGAGGAUGUGACGGGCGUGAUCAAGGCCCGCGUCGACCAGAAGUGGCGGAUUGGAGUGCUCUGGGAGGGCCGGAUCAAGGAGCUCCUGUUCACAGUGGGAGCCAGCUUCGACCUGAAACGACGGGAGCAGAUCUUUCGCGCCGUUGGCGUUGAGGUACAGUACUCAUCCUAG